AUGGCGGCGGGAGGCGGGGAGCGCAUCCGCCGCCGCAGCGCGGGGAUUAAGGGGCUGGAAGCGCCAGGACUAAGCCCUGAGCUGUUUGCAUGGGCGCAGGCACCCCCUGUCCCCCCCGCCAACAGCCGGGUGCUACGAGGUAACAUCACCGUCACCAUCACAGCCCGCGACCCCGUCCACAGCGCUUGUCCGCAGCACCGGGACGCAAUGGAGCCUUUGUAUGUCCAUGACAUUGGGCUCCUAACAGAAAACAAAGCCAUUCAAAGGAUCCUCUGCCCCAUGGCUGCGCAGCUCUGCCAUCUAAUCCUCGCCCUGGAAUGGGAAGAUGGGAUCUGUCAGGCCUUUCCCAAUUUAGGGGAGAAUGCAGAAAUAUUAGCCAAAGCCACAGAAGAACUCGCUUCUGUUGCAACAAGGUUGGCUGAGGAAUCCAGCGAUGAGGUGUUCAAGGAGGAGACACACCCUGCAGCUGAGUCCCUUGUCCAGGCAGGGAGGUGCAUUCUGCUAGCAGCCCGCAAGCUCCAGGUACAGCCGGACAAACCUGGCCACAGAGAGGAGCUGGCUGCAUCGGCAAAGAGAGUCUUCACAGAGACAGCAAAGAUCCUUCAGAUUGAAGAUGCUGCUGGGGCAAGGAGGAUAAUUCAGGCUGCCAGCUGGCUUUUGGAGUGCCUGGCUGUGCUGCGGCAUGCAGGGGACAUGCCAGGACUGCUGUCUGCUUUCCAGGCCUUUUCGGAGGCCUUGCUUCUGCUGAGCCAUCUGACAGCAAAGCGCCUCAAGGAACUUGGAGAUUGUUUUCAACAGAAGAGCUCGGCCCAAACUUUGCAGCUCCUUCAGAAGUGCAUUCCCUUGCUCCAUGCAGCCAAGCACAGCGAUCUUAAACGCUCCCGCGACCAGCAAGUCAACCUCUCCAAAGACUAUGCUUUCCAGCUGACAGAGAGGACCAUCAAAGAGCUCAUUGACAAUACAGGCAGCAAGAAGCCGUGGGACAGAAAUGGGACCUUCUCCCAGCAUGUGAGCAGGCUGCUGGCUCUCCUCUCUUGCACAGACUCAGUGCAACUCCCCAACAGUGAGUUCAGUGCUCACGUGGAAGCAGUUGUUUUCUACUGCAUGCUUCUAGCAGACUCGUCCAGGUCAGAUCUGAAGCUGGACCUGGUAAAACAUUGCUGGGUUCUGCUACAGCUGAGGAAGAGCAUCUGCAGCCAUGUAAGGCAGCAGGAGGGAGGGCCAGGGCAAAGCUGGGGAGAAAGCAGCCUGGAGAAGGAAUGUCACACCAUGAGAGAGGAGGUAGAGACUCUCAACCAGGCAGUGCUCACGGCUACUCUGUGCCAAAUCCUUGAUACCUUCUUUGAGGGUAAGGAACCCCUGAGGCAGUUAGUUGAAGAUGCCCUUAGCCUUGCCGGUACAGGGUGUUUUCCAGCAGGACAAGGAGAAUUUUUCAAGAAACUUCAGCCCCUCACUGCCACCUUCUUCACACACGCCCAGCAGAUGUUUAGAGUGGCAGACUUUGUUCUGGCCGGGUGCACCAAAACCCAAACUGCUAGAGAAAUUGGAGAGUGGGUAGAGUACUUGAAGAGACUCCUUGCCAGUCUCCCUCCACUGCUGACAGAAAUGAGCAGAAACACAGCCCAGAUGAGAGCUGCUGAGCAACUGCAAUCCUUCCAGCACAUGUGGGCUGGAACAACAGAAAACCUCUUGCGGUGUUUUGAGGAGACAGUCAGCAUGCGUGAAUUCCUUAAGCUGUCGAUCCAGGAAAUGGCCAAACACAGGGAACGGUGUGAAAAAGCCCUGGAAAGUCAGGACCCCAAGAGGCUCUCUUGGCAUGCAACUCGCCUCAUCAGUUGGGCUCGGUGGGUGGUUGAAGCUACCACCAGCAAAGGAAGCGCUGCCCGUUGCUGA
Messenger RNA from Chroicocephalus ridibundus (black-headed gull), 1893 nucleotides. RefSeq lists its product as uncharacterized. The record is from RefSeq and is a predicted model, not a curated record. NCBI's taxonomy places the organism in Eukaryota, Metazoa, Chordata, Aves, Charadriiformes, Laridae. The coding region runs from base 1 to 1893 and encodes 630 amino acids. Gene Ontology annotation, molecular function: beta-catenin binding; actin filament binding. Gene Ontology annotation, cellular component: adherens junction; catenin complex. Gene Ontology annotation, biological process: cell-cell adhesion; cell migration. The transcript is spliced from 6 exons.